Molecule: messenger RNA, 984 nt
Organism: Fusarium poae
Lineage: Eukaryota; Fungi; Ascomycota; Sordariomycetes; Hypocreales; Nectriaceae
Exons: 1
Coding region: 1-984 (327 amino acids)
Biological process (GO): branched-chain amino acid metabolic process
Molecular function (GO): branched-chain-amino-acid:2-oxoglutarate transaminase activity
Source: RefSeq, a predicted model, not a curated record
AUGGCACCUAUUUUUCCUUCGGUUACUUUCGUUCGUAAUGAGAGUCCAGUUCCUGAAGCAGAACGUGACAUGCGUCUGCAGAAUCCUGAGCUGGGUAUCUCCGACACUGAUCAUAUGGCCAUCGCUAAAUACGCUGAUGGUCAGUGGCAGACGGCAACUAUUCAACCAUUCUCUUCCUUGACACUACAUCCUGGAUCCAAGUGCUUCCAAUAUGGACAGACACUAUUCGAGGGCAUGCAGGCAUACAAGACGCCUGAUGGAAGGAUCGUUCUCUUCCGACCUGACAAAAAUGCAAAACGCCUCAACAUCUCUGCCGAUCGUGUAGCCAUGCCUGAGCUACCAGAGAAGCUGUUUCUAGAUAUGGUCAAGGCACUGAUCUGGGUUGAACGCGACUGGUUCCCUUCUGGUGAAGGCGGAAGACUUUACCUGCGUCCCUUUAUGUUCGCUGCAGGGAACUCUGUUCGAUUCGCAGUAGCCCAAGAGUACAUAUUUUGUGUUCUUGUUUCACCAGCACGUUCGUUCUUCAAUCGAACUGUGCUCAAUGUCUACGUCGAGCCGCAUUUAAGACGAGCAUCGCCAGGAGGUACAGGAAGCUCCAAGUGUGGUGGCAAUUACGCGGCGGCUCUUCGUUCUCAUCAAGAAGCCGCUAAGCAUGGAUGUGACCAGGCGCUCUUCUUGGAAGAUGACGGCAAGAUACAGGAACUUGAAGUCACAAACAUCUUUUUCGUCAUGAAGAACGGCACAAUCCGGACACCUUGUCUAAACGACACUAUUCUCAACGGUGUAACACGAGCAUCAGUCAUGGAACUGGCCAGGGGACGAGGCAUCAAGGUUGAAGAGAGCGACUAUUACUUCAAGGACUUUUACGCCGACGCGAUGAGUGGGGAAGUGCUUGAAGUAUUUGCCUGUGGUACUUAUCGUGUUAAAAGCUACGGCAUUAAUUACAAGCUUUUUCCCUUCUUUACUAGAACCUUCCUCUUUUAA